CCUGGUCUGCUCAGUGCGAGCAGAUCAGUCGAGGCAACCCGAUGCACACGCACGCCUCGCCCCAGCCAACGCUCCCGACACCUCAUCAUCAGACGCAACGCAUUCUCUCCUUCGACGAUCGCUCCGAUUCGAGCGCGAUCCCACCGAGAUCGAUCGCGUCGAAAUCACCCGCGAGUUCGAUUGCACGCGUGUUUCCUUCGUACGUGGUGCCGACGAGAUCGACGACCAGAGAUCGAGAGAACCUGGCCAAGCGCGAGUCGCGCGAAUCCACAAGACCGGGCUCGAGGAUGACGUCCGCUAACGGUUACGUGGAUCGUUGGUGUUCCAUCGGCGAGAAGGCAGACAGUCUGAUAUUGUGAACCAUCGAGUUUCGAGCGAUAGCCGGUUGAUCGAUGUGACGCAGUUGAUGGGAUAAAAGAGACGUUGAAGUUCGGUGAACGUGAGACGAGGAACAGAGAGAGGUAGUAAACCGGUUCGGUGACUGUCCGUUAAUCGCGGUGCGAUCCUAGUGAUUCUAGCCGGUCGAACGAUCCAGUGUCUUAUCGAUGGUUGGAAGGAAUCGCGUCGGCAACACGAGCCAGCUCUAUUAAGCGUUCUCCUUAGCAGAACAGGUAUAACGAGCGCGAUUAACGCGGCGGCGAUUGGUUGACGCGACGGCGAGUUCUCGACGGUGCACCUUGUGUACGUGUACGGGUCGUUUGGGACACGCACUAUCGCGGGAAGUAGCGAUAGACGGAGAGAACGAGAGAAAGGGAGAGAGAGAGAGAGAGAGAGAUAAAGUCGGAUCUUUUAUAUAAAAAAUAAUUAAUAAUUAAACGGCCGAAGAAAAGAAGAAAAAGGAGAGCGGAAAUGGCCGGCGAACUGGCUGUUACGCGCGGCAAUUAUGUUAAGUGGCCAAUUAGCAAUUAACCAAGGAGACCAGCGGAGCGGCCCCUUAAUUGCAGAGAACAAGAGGACGACGAAGAAGGUGGAGACGGAGGUGGAGCGACCGAGUGAACGGGAGGAAGCGCAAGGUGCAUCGUAACCAUCUCACGCGCCAUUUACUCUCUAUUCUCGCUCUGAAAUCGACCACGAGAUUCGUCGAGACUCUCCGUCCGAAACUUCCACACCGACGAAAGUUCGACCGCACCGUGACGCCGAGUAUCGCGUUCGAGAAGAAUCGGCGAAGGAACGGAAGGAAAGAUCGUGCAACGUCACCGUAAAUUCGAACGAUAGCGAUCCGAUCAAUGGAAGGAAUGUUGGCAAAGAACGCAGAGAGACACUGGAAGAAGAGAGAACGGCGUACCGAGGGAUAAAUCGGAUACAGUGAAGUGUAGGUGCCCGCGGGGAUUCGGUGAAACGAAGUUCCUAACCCGAGGCGACGCCGUCACCGUCGGCAAGAUUCUGUCUCCCAGGUACCGGGCGAGUCCUGGGGUGGCGACAGAGGCACCUGCAGGUGCCCGUAGCCCGAAGGAACCACCUACGUGUACCGUGAUGACGGUCCAUCAUCAUCAGAAUCACCACGUGGCGGCUCGCAGCGGCGUCGCCGUGGCCAAUAACGGUCUGAAUCUGAGCAGGAUGUCCGGCCUCGAGGCGCACAGGCUGGAGAACAUCGUCGAGAGGAACGGAGUGAGCGUGGAACGUCUGUCGAAUGGGCUCGACGCCAGGAACAACAAUCACAGCAACAACAACGGUCUGGUGGAACGCGGCGACGCAUCGACCACGAUGCCGCAGAGAUCGCGAUUUAUGAUCACCGAUAUCCUCGGUGGCGCGUCCAGCAAGAUGCACCAGGCGGGUCUGCAGACUCAAGAACCGCCCGGCAGUCCGCCCUCCACGCCGAGGGACCUCAGUGUCAGGCAUCAGUCGAGAACGUCCUUGAACAAUAGCAACCUCGACGAGGAUAGCGACGCGAGUCAUCACGACGGUGCUUCCGUUACUUCUAAUGGUGGCAAGGAGGACGAUCCAAAGAGUUCCUCGUCCAGCACGCUCAGCUCGGCGCAGAGCAAGAAACAGCGAAAGGCGCGCACGGCUUUCACGGAUCAUCAGCUUCAAACUCUGGAGAAGAGUUUCGAGCGACAAAAGUAUCUGAGCGUGCAAGACAGGAUGGAACUGGCGGCGAAGUUGCAGUUGACCGACACCCAAGUGAAGACGUGGUACCAGAACAGAAGAACAAAGUGGAAGAGGCAGACGAUCGUGGGCUUCGAAAUAAUGGCGGAGAACAAUUUCGCGGUGGCGGCUUUCCAGCAGCUGUACGGAAGCGGAGCGGCAGCGGUUCCUGCGCAUCCUGCGGCAGGACGAUACUGGCCGUAUCCUAGUGCACACGCGUUACCAACCAACGGUCUCUUCUACCAGCAAGCGUCAGCGGCGGUCACCCUGCAGAAACCCCUUCCCUACAGACUGUAUCCUCCGACGAUGAUCCUGGCAGGGCCUAGCAAUCCCCUUGGAUCUCUGACAGCCAGCUCCAGCCUGUCGAAUCUUAGCAACUAUUACAGAGACAGUCCAGAGAUGCCGGAUGGAAGAGACAGAGAGAACAUGGAGAGAUCGUCCAGGCAGAGGGACAGAAGCAAAAGUCCCGUGCUCAGCGACAGAUCGCCAUUGAUGAAAGAGGAAAGACUGUACGCGCCAACGAUGGUGCAAGCCGGUUCGAGUAACAACCUGGGAACUCUGACGGCGAGUUCCAGCCUCUCGAACCUCAGCAACUAUUACAGAGACAGUCCGGAAGCGGUGGACGGACGAGAAAGGGAGAACAUGAACAGAGCAUCGAGACAGAGGGACAGGAGCAAGAGUCCCGCGUUGAGGGAAAGAUCUCCUAUAUGCAAAGACGAUAGACUCUAUCCACCUACGAUGCUUCAGGCAGGGCCUAGUAAUACCAUUGGAUCAUUGACGGCGAAUUCGGGUCUGUCGAGUUUGGGCAGCUACUACAGAGAUAGUCCCGACAUGAUCGAGGGAAGGGAGAGAGAACACUCGAGAGCGACCAGACAGAGGGACAGGAGCAGCAGUCGUUCGCCGAAAAGAGAAGACAGUCCUCAGAGUAUAAGAGCGGACAGCGACGACGAAAGUAUACACGAUAUCUAGGGUAUAGAUGCCGAAGGAAGGUUCGACGACCUACGAGAACCAUUAGGAAGCAGCUACGUCGAGAUCGAGGAGGAUCGAUCAGGCUCUUUCCAAGAGGAGGACGAUUAAUCCUCUGGAAAGGUUGGCGCGUUCGACGGAGAGAUUCAACUUCCACGAACUCGCGAUAUUUAACGGGGAUACGAGCUUUAUCGGCAACGCGUUCCAAUCUUUCGCGUCAGACCAACUGAACGCGAAGUCGAACGUCUAUCGAGAAGCAACGCGGAGAGAAGCGAUCGAGUUAAUAGACCAGCACGCGUUGCUUUAUAGCGGUUACUCGAAUCCUUACUACGUUACGUAAGCAAGAACGCGCGUAUAAAAAAUUUUCUCGCCGGUUCGCUGUCCAAUGGAACUGGCAAUGGAUUUCGUGAGGUGGAACACAGGAAGUGACAUGGUACGGGACGUCCGGGAUUUCCUAGAUAAUGAGAAUGCGCAGAGGAAGCGUUAUGUGGUUAACCAAAGUUUCGCGAUUGGAACAUUUAGCGAACCAACGGUACGCUGAAACACAGUAUUCAUACUCGAUGUAAUAAUCGUUAUACCGGUAGAUCGGAAGAGAGCGAAUCGACUAAUCGACGACGUCUCGACAGAUUUAUCGUAACGCUCACACGGUUCGUCGAUCGUGUGUGCCUGUCUGUAUAUCCAUGAGUGUAUGUGUGUGUGUGUGCGUAUGUGCGUGUGUGUGUGUGCAUGUACGAAUGCGCGUGUGGACGUAAACGCCAAAAGGAAACGGUUGUUAAUUGGUAGAAACGUCGUUGAACGACGCGAAGCGGCUACUUUUCGCGGUGUAAAUAAAAACUGUUCACCUGUCUGGGAAAGGGGAAGGAUAAAGAAUAGGUUAGAGAGCCGGCUAGACCUACCAUCGAGAACGACUGGAGUCGCGCCAGGAAACGAGCCAAUCGCGCACGAACGCGAAUCUACAAUUAAUAUGACAUUAGGGGGACCUGCCUGCGGGGGAAGAAAUCCGAAAUGACACGAAAUUACACGCGGUCGCUGAACAAAAAAAAAAAAAAAAAAAAAAAAAAAGAAAGAAAAGAAAAGAAAAGAAAAAAGAACGGUCGGAAAAGAAGAAGACGCCGGAGAAUUUCGGUAUAUACAUAGCGUCGAGGGACCGCUAGGCUGUUCGAACGCCACGCGACAUUUUUGCUCACCGUUGGUUCGUUUGCGAAGCGCCAACAGAAAAUUGGUCGAUUGAUAUCGGCGCGGCUCCUCCAUUCUACCACGCGACGAGCUCGCGGCGUAGGGAAUAAAUUCCCGUUGUAAAUACGAUUAGAACUCGAUCCGCGCGAUUCGCCGCGACGUAUCGUCGAUAUAAUUUAACGGACAACUGUUGUAAAUAGGUACGUUCGAGAAUGAAGUCGUAUGUAAGUCGAAUAGUAGGCCGGUUGGAUGCGUCGAAAUCGCAGAUACUUGUAAGGCGUAAGUCGAAGCCAACCGUGAUAACAAGGUAUUCCGAAGUAUUUUUCAGAUUCCAGUAUACGUAGAAGAACGCGCGGGACGUGUUUGAACCGUCGGAAGGUGUUGUAUCGUUUAGAAUCGUUUGAUCGUCGCGUGGAGUGUUCAGAGUUACGCUAUUCGUGGAAAGAUGUUUCGGACGGGUGGCUGAAUAGGGAGAAAAGAUCAAGUUCGACGGUGCAGACACGGUUGUUGCGUGUUCAGCGAUGAAAUACCAGUAUUACGAAUGCAUAAAAUUAGGCUGUACGAUGGCGAGAACAGGUGUUGUACGAAGUAAAGGAACACUUUAAAGGAACGACGACGUUUGUUGUAAAUCCGACGAGACGCGAUCGGAGAGUCUCACGGUAUCGUGUGACUUAACGUUAAGUAAUGCAGCAAGAAGUACAUAGUAUAAAUCAUGCUUUGUAAAAUAAUGUCUGUAUAGCGAGAAUUAUUAUAUGGAAAAUAUAUUAUACUAAAUUUAA
Molecule: messenger RNA, 5006 nt
Organism: Bombus huntii
Lineage: Eukaryota; Metazoa; Arthropoda; Insecta; Hymenoptera; Apidae
Product: homeobox protein B-H2-like
Exons: 3
Coding region: 1474-3054 (526 amino acids)
Biological process (GO): animal organ development; regulation of transcription by RNA polymerase II
Cellular component (GO): nucleus
Molecular function (GO): DNA-binding transcription factor activity, RNA polymerase II-specific; RNA polymerase II cis-regulatory region sequence-specific DNA binding
Source: RefSeq, a predicted model, not a curated record